AUGUCACAUGACAAACCGAAAACCACCGACAUCAAAGUCGAAGUGGCACUCACUCGUGAUGUCGAAAUCAUCGAGAUGAGAAACAUGAGCAAUGCCUCACACAAAGAUGCAAACACAACAACAUGGGCCAUCUCAGCGCCGAAGCAGGAAGACGACAAAGAGCAGAAUGAUUGGCUUGAUGGAUUCAGAAGAGCUGAUAGGAGGAAGAUGAAGGGUUGGGAUAAGCAGUAUCAUGCUGAGCAGAAGCCUCAUGUUCCGGGGGAUCGAUACUUCGAUAUUCGUGCGGCCAAUGCAAAGACUGCUACGUCGGCGCUGGCGAGGGAAUUGAAGGGGAGGCAUUUGCAGAUGAUUGCUUUCGGCGGUGCUAUUGGUACCGGUUUGUUCAUCACUUCUGGCAGUGCUCUUCACCAAGGCGGUCCUGGAAGUGUUCUUCUCUCAUACAUCGUCAUCGGCGCACUUCAAUAUUGCACCAUGCAAUCGCUCGCCGAGCUUUGUGUCAUCUUCCCCAUCGCCGGUUCAUUCUCUGCCUUCUCAACUCGCUUUCUGGAUCCUUCCUGGGGGUUUUCUAUGGGAUGGAACUACUGUCUUCAAUGGCUCUUCACUCUUCCUCUUGAGAUCAUCGCUGGCGCAUUCACAAUCACUUACUGGAACGAAGACAUAUCCAAAUCCGUCUUUGUCGCAAUUUUCCUAGCAGCUAUUUUCGUCAUCAAUCUUUUCGGCGUUAAAGCCUACGGUGAAGCCGAAUUUGUCUUUUCUAUCAUCAAAGUCACUGCGAUCGUAGCUUUCAUCCUCCUUGGAAUUGUCAUCAACAUAGGAGGCGAACCUACCUCGGGCUACAUCGGAGGCCGCUAUUGGAUCGACCCCGGCUUAUUUAACAACGGCUUCAAAGGCUUCUGUUCUGUACUCGUGACAUCGUGUUUCUCCUUUACUGGCACAGAACUCAUCGGCCUGGCAGCAGCAGAAACAGCCAAUCCUCGCAAAUCCCUCCCCAGCGCCAUCAAGCAGGUCUUCUGGCGCAUCACCCUCUUUUACAUUGUAGCCCUGAUGCUCGUCAGCCUUCUUGUUCCUCACGACGAUCCGAGAAUCUUGGACGCUAGCUCUUCCAACUCUGCGGCCUCACCUUUUGUCGUCGCUAUCGAAACUGCCGGAACUACUGUCCUGCCCAGUGUUAUGAACGCUGUCAUUCUUAUUGCUGUCAUCAGCGUUGGCAACUCGUCGGUCUUUGGUUCUUCUCGAACCCUUGCCGCUCUUGCUGAUCAAUCCAUGGCACCGGCUAUUUUCUCCUACGUUGAUAAGCAGGGUCGACCUUUGGCUGCCAUCAUCUUUUCUUGCUGUAUUGGACUUUUGGCUUUUAUAGCUGAUCUGAAGGCUCAUGAUGUCGUCUUCAACUGGUUGUUAUCCAUCAGCUCUCUUGCGACUCUCUUUACCUGGGGCAGCAUCUGUCUUACUCACAUCCGCUUCCGCAACGCAUGGGCACAUGCGGCACAUACCCUCGAGCAACUGCCAUUCCGCUCACGACCCGGCACAUACGGCUCUUGGUUCGCUCUGGCUGGAUACGUCCUUGUCUUGUUGAGCCAAGUUUGGAUAGCCAUCGAUCCUGUUGAGCACAAGAAGCACGAGACCACAAACGACAUUGUGCAGAACAUUUUUCUUAAUCUCAUGGCUGUUCCCAUUGUCGUGAUCAUGUACCUCGGACACAAGCUUUGGUACAGAACGAACUUUGUGGCUUUGGAUGAUAUUGAUAUCCAGACUGGACGACGUUAUUAUCGAGUUCAUUUGAUGAGUGAUCAGGAGAGGGAGGCACGUGUUACGUGGCCUUUGUGGAAGAGGGCUUACCGAUAUUUCUGUUAA
Molecule: messenger RNA, 1851 nt
Organism: Fusarium redolens
Lineage: Eukaryota; Fungi; Ascomycota; Sordariomycetes; Hypocreales; Nectriaceae
Product: amino acid permease-domain-containing protein
Exons: 4
Coding region: 1-1851 (616 amino acids)
Biological process (GO): amino acid transmembrane transport
Cellular component (GO): membrane
Molecular function (GO): amino acid transmembrane transporter activity
Source: RefSeq, a predicted model, not a curated record